GCAGGAACAGGAAACGAAUAAGUUGGGCUUUGGGGCUGAGCGGAAUCCUGCAGUACUUGUUUUCCCACUGUCUGUUUCCAUUUAUGUAUAUACUACAGAGUGACCAAAUGACGCCCCCAACCUAAAAACGUGGAUCUGUAACUGGUACACGGCAAGCGGGUUGAGAACAAGGCAGAUAUAUUAUUGUCAUUUGCAGAAAAAGAGUGGAAAAUAGUCGGUAUAAAACAGGUGGAGAAAGAAUGAAGUCAGAAAGGCCAUUAGGUGAAAUAGAAGGGACAGAAAGGUUCCUCAGUGAUGGUAAAGGUAGAGGACUCCGGGCUGCGAAUCACUUCAAAGUGGGUGAUCUAGUUUUUAGCUGCCCUGCUUAUACUAGUGUGCUGACAGUCAACGAACGGGGCAACCACUGCGACUUUUGUUUUACUAGGAAGGAAGGCUUGUCGAAGUGCGGCAAAUGCAAACAAGCAUUUUACUGCAAUGUUGAUUGCCAGAAAGGUGACUGGCCAAUGCACAAACUGGAAUGUUCCUCCAUGUGUACUUUUGGAGAGAACUGGAACCCUUCUGAAACAGUCCGACUAACUGCCAGGGUUUUGGUUAAACAGAAGAUGACUGUAGAGAGGACACCAUCAGAACGAUUACUGUCUGUUCAUGAGUUUGAGUCUCAUCUUGAUAAGCUGGACAAUGAAAAGCGAGAGCUGAUUCAGAAUGACAUCGCUGCACUUCACCAUUUCUAUUCAAAGCACUUGACAUACCCAGACAAUGCCACCCUCGUUCAACUUUUUGCCAAAGUUAACUGCAACGGCUUCACAAUUGAAGAUGAAGAACUUACCCAUUUGGGCUCAGCCAUAUUUCCAGAUGUUGCCCUAAUGAACCAUAGUUGUUUCCCAAACAUAAUUGUAACUUACAGAGGAACCACAGCAGAUGUCCGUGCUACUCAAGAAAUCCAUCCUGGAGAAGAGAUUUUUACCAGCUACAUUGAUCUGCUAUAUCCUUCAGAAGACAGAAUCGAUAGGUUACGAGAUUCAUACUUCUUUACUUGUGACUGCAAAGAAUGUACCUUGAGGACGAAGGAUCCAGCAAAAUUGGAAGUCAGAAAACUGAGUGAUCCUCCUAAGCCAGAGGCUGUAAAGGAAAUGAUCAAAUAUGCCAGAAAUAUGAUUGAGGAGUUCAGGAGAGCCAAGCACUACAAAAAUAUCCUUUCACCCCCUAAUGAGCUGUUGGAAAUGUGCGAGUUGAGUCUGGAUAAGAUGGGUGCAGUGUUUGAAGAAACGAAUGUGUACAUGUUGCACAUGAUGUACCAGGCCAUGGGCGUUUGCCUUUACAUUCAGGACUGGGAGGGAGCACUGCGUUACGGAGAAAAAAUUGUUGGACCAUAUAGUAAGCACUAUCCACCAUAUUCUCUGAAUGUUGCUUCCAUGUGGCUAAAAUUAGGAAGACUAUAUAUGGGGCUAGAAAAGAAGGCAUUAGGCGUAAAGUCAUUAAAAAAGGCUCUUGCGAUCAUGGAAGUGGCACAUGGCAAAGAUCACUUCUACGUUUCAGAAAUCAAAAAGGAACUGGAAGAUUGUAAAUAACGAGGCUUUCUUCAUUUUUAAAUGUUUGCAUAUAGACUGUUAAUGCAGACACACUGUACUUGGCAUGAUUUUGUAAGGAAUGCCCAUUUCCUCCCAUCAAAAGCAAUUUAACAGAUCUGUAAAAUAAAUUCAGAAUGUGGACUGUAUUAUGAUUUUCUGUCAAUAACUCGAAUGACAGAUCAGUUCUGGUUUAUGUGUUAUAGUGUUCUUCCUUCAUAACUAAGGUUUGAUAUGCAUUUUGUGCUAUGAAGCAAAUGUGUUCCUCCCCAGGUAUUGUAUUUCUGCUUUAUGACUGAAGUAAGAAAACAUAAAACCUGAAUGCUUUAAACAUUGAA
This is a messenger RNA of Protopterus annectens (West African lungfish), 1903 nucleotides long. RefSeq names its product SET and MYND domain containing 2 (gene SMYD2). Lineage: Eukaryota; Metazoa; Chordata; Ceratodontiformes; Protopteridae. Bases 240 to 1568 code for a protein of 442 amino acids. The transcript is spliced from 12 exons. Gene Ontology annotation, cellular component: nucleus. The record is from RefSeq and is a predicted model, not a curated record. Gene Ontology annotation, molecular function: protein binding.